Molecule: messenger RNA, 10272 nt
Organism: Neogale vison (American mink)
Lineage: Eukaryota; Metazoa; Chordata; Mammalia; Carnivora; Mustelidae
Gene: NIN
Product: ninein
Exons: 31
Coding region: 132-6542 (2136 amino acids)
Biological process (GO): microtubule anchoring at centrosome; centrosome-templated microtubule nucleation; centrosome localization
Cellular component (GO): centriole; mitotic spindle pole; pericentriolar material
Molecular function (GO): calcium ion binding
Source: RefSeq, a predicted model, not a curated record
UGCGCCCGCGGCCAUGGUCCCCGCGGCGGCGCCGGGCGCUUGAGCCCCGGAACGCGAGCACUGGAGGCGGGCGGCCGGCGGUGCGGGCGCAACGGAGAGGCCGCCUGAAGGUGAGCGCCGUGGGCUAUGGGAUGGAUGAGGUGGGACAGGACCAGCAUGAGGCCCGACUCAAGGAGCUGUUCGACAGUUUUGACACCACGGGCACCGGGUCCCUGGGGCAGGAAGAACUCACCGACCUUUGCCACAUGUUGAGCUUGGAGGAGGUGGCCCCUGUGCUCCAGGAGACGCUGCUUCAGGACAACCUCUUGGGCAGGGUACAUUUUGACCAAUUUAAAGAAGCAUUAAUACUGAUCUUGUCUAGAACUCUGUCAAAUGAAGAGCACUUUCAAGAACCAGACUGCUCACUAGAAGCUCAGCCCAAAUAUGUUAAAGGUGGCAAGCGUUACGGACGAAGAUCCUUACCUGAGUUUCAAGAAUCCGUGGAAGAGUUUGCGGAGAUCGAGCCCCUGGAUGGAGAAGCUCGGCCCUCACAUACCCCCGCCGGGGACCGCAACGAGCACUGGAAGACACAACGCAGUGAGGAGUAUGAAGCAGAAGGUCAGUUAAGAUUUUGGAACCCAGAUGACCUGAAUGCCUCACAAAGUGGGUCUUCCGCUCCCCAAGACUGGAUAGAAGAGAAACUACAGGAGGUUUGUGAAGACUUGGGGAUCACCCGUGAUGGUCACCUGAACCGAAAGAAGCUGGUCUCCAUCUGUGAGCAGUACGGUCUGCAGAAUGUGGAUGGAGAGAUGCUUGAGGAAGUCUUCCAUAAUCUUGAUCCUGAUGGUACAAUGAGUGUAGAAGAUUUUUUCUAUGGCCUAUUCAAAAAUGGAAAAUCCCUCACACCAUCAGCGUCUACUCCCUACAGACAGUUGAAAAGGCACCUCUCCAUGCAGUCCUUCGAUGAGAGUGGCCGACGCACCACAACCCCAUCGGUGAUGACAAGUACCAUUGGGUUUCGGGUCUUCUCCUGCCUGGACGAUGGGAUGGGCUAUGCAUCGGUGGAGAAGAUACUCGACUCCUGGCAGGAAGAGGGCAUUGAGAACAGCCAGGAGAUCCUUAAGGCCUUGGAUUUUAGCCUUGAUGGAAAUGUCAACCUGACAGAAUUGACACUGGCUCUUGAAAAUGAACUUCUGGUCACCAAAAAUGGUAUCCACCAGGCAGCUCUGGCCAGCUUUAAGGCUGAGAUCCGGCAUUUGCUGGAGCGGGUUGACCAAGUGGUCAGAGAAAAGGAGAAGCUACGGUCAGAUCUGGACAAGGCUGAGAAGCUCAAGACUCUUAUGGCUUCAGAGGUGGACGAUCACCACGCAGCCAUAGAGCGGCGGAAUGAGUACAACCUCAGGAAACUGGAUGAAGAGUAUAAGGAACGGAUAGCGGCCUUAAAGAAUGAACUCCGGAAGGAGAGAGAACAGAUCCUGCAGCAGGUGGGCAAGCAGCGUUUGGAACUUGAGCAGGAAAUCGAAAAGGCAAAAACAGAAGAGAACUACAUCCGGGACCGCCUUGCUCUCUCUUUAAAGGAGAACAGUCGCCUAGAAAAUGAGCUUCUGGAAAAUGCAGAAAAGUUGGCAGAGUAUGAGAAUCUGACAAACAAACUCCAGCGAAAUUUGGAAAACCUGCUAGCCGAAAAGUUUGGUGACCUUGAUCCCAGCAGUGCUGAAUUCUUUCUGCAAGAGGAGAGGCUGACCCAGAUGAGAAACGAAUAUGAGCAGCAGUGCAGGGUAUUACAAGACCAAGUGGAUGAACUCCAGUCUGAGCUGGAAGAAUUUCGUACACAAGGCAAAGUGGUGAGACUUCCCUUGAAGAACUCACUGUCCGAAGAACUUGAUGCUAAUGGGGGUUGCAUUGAGCCUGACCAGGGGCUCAGUUCUGAAGAAUGCAACCCAUUGAACAUGAGCAUCGAGGCGGAGCUGGUCAUUGAACAGAUGAAAGAACAACAUCACAGGGACUUGUGUCACUUGAGACUGGAGCUUGAAGAUAAAGUGCACCAUUAUGAAAAGCAGCUAGAUGAAACCAAGGUCGCCUAUGAAAAGGAGCAAGAGAACAUGAAGCAAAAGUAUGAGAAUGAAGUGCAUGUCUUGGAAAAACAAAUAAGUGACCUUAAAAGUGAACUAGCAGAACUUCAGGGUCAGGCAGUGGUGCUCAAGGAGGCACAAGAUACAACUAUCUGCAGACACGAGGACGAGAAAAAACAACUGCAAAGAAAAUGGGAGGAGGAAAAGACUCACCUGCAGGAGAAGCUGAGAUUGGAACAUGAGUUGGAACUCAAGGCUCACCUGGAGCAGGCAGAGGAAAGCUUUAACCGAGAGAGAGAAGGACUCAUUCAAAAUGGCGCCUGGACAGAAGAGAAGGUGAGAGGCUUGACUCAGGAAUUAGAGCAGUUUCACCAGGAGCAGCUUAAAAGCCUGAUGGAGAAGCACACUCUUGAGAAAGAGGAGUUGCGAAAAGAGCUCUUGGAGAAACACCAAAGGGAACUUCAAGAGGGAAGGGAAAAAAUGGAGACUGAGUGUAAUAGAAGAACCUGUCAGAUAGAAGCCCAGUUUCAGGCUGAUUGUCAGAAAGUCACUGAGAGAUGUGAGAAUGCUCUGCGGAGCCUGGAGGGGCGCUACUGCCAACAGCUGAAGGAGCUCCUGGAGCAACAGCGUGAGGAGAGAUCCCAGUGGGAGUUUGAGAAGGACGAGCUCACCCAGGAGUGCGCAGAAGCCCAGGAGCAGCUGAAGGAGACUCUCCAAAGAGAGAAAGCAACCUCUCUGGUCCUCACCCAGGAGAGAGAGAUGCUGGAGAAAACCUACAAAGAACAUUUGAAUAGUAUGGUUGUUGAGAGGGAGCAGCUUCUCAAAGACCUGGAAGAUCUAAGAAACGUGUCAGCGAGUCAGCAGAGCCUCCUGUCCGACCAGAUCCUUGAGCUGAAGAGCAGUCGGGAAAGGGAGCUGAGGGAUGGCGAGCUGGUCCCGGGCCGGGCGGGGGCCUCAGAGCCCCUGGCCAGACAGCAGCUGGAGAAGCUCGCCACGGAACGGGACCGGGAGCGGCAAGAAAUGGCGUCCAAGCUUCAGGCCAUGGAGAGUGUUCACAGAGUGACCUGUGAAAAAGCAGACCGAGAGAGGGCGGAGAUGAGCACCGAAAUCUCCAGGCUUCAGAAAAAAAUUAAGGAAAUGCAGCAGGUGGCCCGUCUUUCAUCCAGGAGAGAGUCUGGCCCGCAGGCAGCAGGAGGGGAGGAGGCGGACGGAGGUGGAACCAUGUCCCUGCUCCAGCAAGGAAAGCAGCUGUUGGAAGAGAAUGGAGAUGUCCUCUUAAGCCUGCAGAGAGCUCACGAGCGAGCGGUAAAGGAAAAUGUGAAAAUGGCUGCGGAAAUUUCGAGGUUGCGACAGAAGCUGCAAACAUUAGAGCCGGGGUCGGUAACGUCCUCUUGUUCAGAGGAGCCAGCAACUGGCUUAUUUGGAAACUCUGUGGAACGAACAGAGCCCUUCUUGCUGCAAAACCAGAUGAAAGAGGUGGAAGGUGUAAGCCCACAGUGCGUCCUCAGUGACCUCCCGGACGAUGAGACCCAGGAUCUGGGCAGUCCAGGGACAAGCUCUGCUCAGAGACAAGAGGUCAAGAUGCAGGAGUCUGAGGCAUCGAUGGGGAGCUUUUCCGAGCUGGAAAACAGCGAAGGGACCAGGACUGAGACAUGGGACCUGCAGAAUCAGAUUUGUCAGCUUAAGGAACAACUGACGAUCCUACGUGCAGACUGCAGUCGAGCCUCCGAAAAGAAACAGGACCUGCUCUUUGAUGUUAGCGUGCUGAAGAAGAAACUGAAAAUGCUUGAGCGAAUCCCCGAGGCUUCCCCCAAGUAUAAGCUGUUGUAUGAAGACGCCAGCAGGGAAAAUGACUGCCUCCAGGAGGAGCUGCGAGUGACCGAGCUGCGCUACGAUGAAGCCCUAGAGAGCAACAAAGAACUCACUUCGGAAGUGUUCAAACUGCAGGACGAGCUCCAGAAGGCGGCCGAGGUGACAGACGCGUUCCUUAGCCUGGAGAAGAGCUACGAGGAGGUCAAAAGAGAAAACCAGGAGCUGCAUGUUCUGGUGUUAAGACUUCGGGCCAAGCUAGAGAAGCUGCAGGCUGGCGCCGGGCUGAAGCGGGACUGCAUCUCCUCCCGGGAGGCCCCCUUUGCCAUCCUGGGAGCCCCGCCGGAUGAGAAGGUACUUGAACUCCAUCAGAACCCAGAAGAGCGUGUGGCGAAGGUAACGGACAUGCACCAUGUUAUAGAGGAACAUUAUCAAGAAAACCAGUACCUCGAGCAGGAGAACACACAGCUCCUGGAAAGAGUUCAGGCCCGUGAGAUCUCCUGGCUGCGCAGAACGAUCCGGACACGUCAAGAAAGGCCCCGCGUCCAGAGCCCGGUUAUAUCGGAGGAGGAGGACGCCACUCUUCUAGGCCUUCAAGACAGACACCUGCAGCGUCAGGCCACGCUAGCAGAGUUAGAACUGGAGAAGGAGAAGCUGCAGGAGCUGACCAGGAAGUUGAGGGAGCGAGUCACUGCUGUAGUUAGGCAGAAGGACACACCUUGCCAAGGAGAAAACGAGGAAGAGCUAAAGGCCAUGAUGCACGACUUGCAAAGCACGUGCAGUGAGAUGCAACAGAAAGUUGAACUUCUGAGAUAUGAAUCUGAGAAGCUUCAAGAAGAAAAUUCUAUUUUGAGAAAUGAAAUUACUACUUUGAAUGAAGAAGAUAGCAAUUCUAACCUGAAAUUAGGGAAAUUAAAUGGAUCUCAGGAAGAAAUGUGGCAAAAAAUAGAAACUGUAAAACAGGAAAAAGCUGCAGUUCAGAAGAUGGUCGAAAGUUUAAAGAAACAGAUUUCAGAAUUAAAAACCAAAAACCAAGAGUUGGAUUUGGAAAAUUCUGAACUUAGCCAAAAGAACUCUCAGAAUGAGAAAGAACUGCAGGAACUUCAUGAGCGUCUGGCAGAAAUGCUGUGCCCGGAGGAAGAAGAGCCGGGACCUGGUGCAUCUGAGGAGUGGAAACAACGAGAGUCUCACCUAAAGGAAGAACUGGAACAAUGUAGAGCCCAGUCCUCUACUUUAGUGUCUUCUCUGGAGGCAGAACUUUCUGAAGUUAAAAUACAGACUCAUAUCGUGGAACAGGAAAACCUCCUUCUCAAAGAUGAACUGGAGCAAAUGAAACAACUGCACAGAUGUCCUGAUCUCUCCGACUUCCAGCAAAAACUUUCUAGUGUUUUAAGCUACAAUGAAAAACUGCUGAAAGAAAAGGAAGCUCUGAGUGAAGAAUUAAAUAGCUGUGUGGAUAAGUUGGCAAAAUCAAGUCUUUUAGAGCAUAGAAUUGCUACUAUGAAGCAAGAACAGAAGUCUUGGGAACACCAGAGUGAAACCUUAAAGUCCCAACUCGUGGCUUCACAGGAAAAGGUUCAGAGUUUAGAAGACACGCUGCAGAAUGUAAACUUGCAAAUGUCACUGAUUAAAUCUGACCUACGAGUGACUCAGCAGGAAAAGGAGGCUUUAAAACAAGAAGUGAUGUCUUUAUAUAAGCAACUUCAGAAUGCUGGUGACAAGAACCGGGCCCCAGAAACAGCCGCCCAUCCACCAGGAUUCCACACGCAGCAGCCAAAGCUGACUUGGGACAAGAUGGAUCAUCUGAUAAAGGAGGAACAACAGCUACUUCAGCAGGAGAACGAGAGACUCCAAACCGUGGUGCGGAACACCAGAGCUGAACUCACGCACUCCAGGGACAAGGUCCGUCAGCUGGAAUCCAACCUUCUUCCCCCCAAGCACCAAAAACAUCUAAACCCAUCAGGUACUGUGAAGCCCACAGAGCAAGAGAAGUUGAGCUUAAAGAGAGAGUGUGAACAGUUUCAAAAGGAACAAUCUCCUACUAAUAAGAAGCAGGUCAGUCAGAUGAAUUCCCUUGAAAGAGAACUAGAAACAAUUCAUUUGGAAAAUGAAGGCCUGAAAAAGAAACAAGUAAAACUGGACGAGCAGCUAAUGGAGAAGCAGCACCUGAGGUCCACUGUGACGCUUAGCCCGUCCCCUCACGCCUGGGAACUCCAGCUGCGCCAGCAGCAAGCCUGUCCAGUGGUGCCCAGGGAGCAGUUUCUGCAGCUUCAACACCAGCUACUGCAGGCAGAGAGGAUAAACCAGUGCCUGCAGGAGGAACUUGAAAAUAGGACCUCCGAAACCAACACACCACAGGGAAGCCAGGAGCAACUGGUAACGGUCAUGGAGGAACGAAUGAUGGAAGUUGAACAGAAACUGAAACUGGUGAAAAGGCUUCUUCAGGAGAAAGUGAAUCAGCUCAAAGAACAACUCUGCAAGAAUACUAAAGCAGAUACAGUGGUGAAGGACUUGUAUGUUGAAAAUGCCCAGUUGUUGAGAGCUCUGGAAAUGACUGAACAGCGACAAAAAACAGCAGAGAAGAAAAAUUACCUCCUAGAAGAGAAGAUUGCCAGCCUCAGUAAUAUAGUCAGGAAUCUGGCACCAGCACCACUGACUUCUACGCCUCCAUUGAGGUCAUAGCCAAGCCAAAGGAUACACUCAUUUUUGUGCACUUGACUAAAAUGGAUGGAACAUUUCAGUAGGUUCUUUCAACCUUUUUUUUUUUUUUAAACCUUUAAUGGUUUAAAGUUAAGCUCAACCUAAAACUGCCAGCAACAGACCUAGAGACUCCAUUUAGUAUAAUUAGUUUUCCUAAAGAGACUAAAUCAUUCCCAAGUUUUGAAUUAAAAAAAAAAAAUCCUAAUAGCCACCAGAACAGUAGAUAUAAGAACACAACACAAAGAGUCUUAAAACCCCAGUUUUGAAUGAGUUUAAAAAAAAAAACAAAACAACUAUGUACAAUGCUAUGUGUCAAUCCAGAUAUUUAAUGUUUGAGAUCUGAUGACUUUUAAUCUUUAUUUACAAAAAAAAAUGUAUUCUUACACAUUCAAAUAUGGAAAAGUCAUUCUGUUUCCAAUAAUUUUGGUUCUUUGGUAACAGACCCUGGGCUCAAUAACCACAGAGGUCAGAAAAGCCAGAGUCCGUAGUACUCUAUCUUCUAACACGUGUGACAGUAUUACAGCUCUCGAUGUAUAAUAGAUGUGAAACUGAUUUUUUCAGCUGCACUGUUAACUAGUGUUAAAACUGUACUUCCUUUAAACAUUUUUUUUCCUUCUUAGAAAUUUCAUUUGGGGAGCUUAUCUUCUAAAAAAUGGAUAAAGCCACAUUCUUAAAGCAUUUGAACUAUAGGGAAAGCAGGGAACAAAUCACUUUGGAGUAAACAUCUGCUCUUAGAAGGGAGAUAAGUAAACCAGGUAGGUUUCUCUCUCAACUCUUGGAGUUCAUGAACUUACUUUUAGGGUUGCUUCAAGAACUCAGGGAACAAUACUUUGAAUGGUCUUCCUGAAACACUGUAGGGCCUCUUUAAGAAUUUGAAAUGCAUAAACCAUGUGACCUUAUUUAGAGCUAUACUAUGAUUUUUAUUUCUACAUUUUUGGUGAAUUUACUCUUCUGAAAAUCCUUGAUUUUAGAAUUAAAAACUUAUGGAAGAGUUACUUGCUUGUUUAACAUAGAAGAAUAGGAAGCAUGGAAAUUUUAACCUAACACUUCAAUUCUGAUCAUAAGAAUUUCUUACUUUGGGGACGCCUGGGUGGCUUGGUUCAGUCUGUUAGGCAUCUGCCUUUGGCUCGGGUCCUGGGAUGAAGUCCCACAUGGGGCUCACUGCUCAAUAGGGAGUUUCCUUCUCCCUCUGAACCUACCCCUUCUCAUGCUCGUGCGCGUGGGCUCUCUCUCUUUCUCUCUCUCUGAAAUAAAUAAGAUCUUCAAAAAAAAAAAAGGAAUUUCUUACCCCAAUAAGCACUGGCAUGCCGUCUGAGGUAAAAGAGUGCCAAGUGGGAUUUUCCAUUCAGUUCUCAAGACUGGAACUUUAUAGAGCAGUCAACAUUUUUACGAUGGGUAAUCAUUUUCCCCCAAAUCAAAUCUUUGCUUCUUAGCCUACUUCAUCUGGUCAGCCAUGGGUGGAGGACUUAUGUUUAGGACACUAACAAAGCUCAGUAUAGUCACCUAUUUGUUUUUGUGGAACAGCAAUUAGAUAAGAAAUAUUCAAUCUGAUGUAUUUCUAGAAGGCCAAGACCAUCGAUUUAUAAGACAGGUAACAGCAAAGUCACACACAGCGUUAUGGGCAGGAACAAAAGAUUCAAGAACGCUGCCUAAGAAAUCAUAUGAUGUUUCAAAAUCUCAACAAAAUAAUUUGCAUCAAGCAACUUUCAGGUUCCUCAUGGCCUAACCAUUUAUUGGUCCCUCCUGACAAGCUUAGGGCCAACACAAGUACUUACUACAAGAGCUCUUACAAGGCAUUGCAGUUUUGUGGGACUGGAAUUCACACUCAUGAAACAAACCUUUUCAGGUCUGGAAAGCUCUUACUAUCAGAAAGUCCUAAUUUCCCCCUGGAAAAAUAAUUAAUUUUAAUCCUUCCCUGUAAUUACUCUUCAAAACAUGUCACAUCUGCUACUAUCCCUUCCCUCAUCUUUCUUCCCAGUGCAAACAGUACUUGUAAACCCAACUACUUGUAUGGCAUUGGCUUUUUAACAGAGAAUCUUUUUCACUUAAAACUGUGGAUAGACCUAGGCAACUAAGGUCAUAAAUAAACUAUGCAUUUAUGUGAUAUGCUUCGAGUUACUCAAGGUUAUCACUGUCAAAACUGAACACCAAGCAGACUGCUCAAAUAACUGGCUUUAGCAUGUAAUCACAUGUAUUAUAUUUGCUUUUACAUUAUGAAAAGUGUAGGUUAAUUUCUCAAAAAUCUGUAUUUAUAUGUAUAUAAAAUGCUGUUUAAUGAAUGUAAAUAUGACUUUCUGGAAAGUUUUAGACCACAUUUAGAAUCCCUUUAUCCAAAAUCAAAAUGCUGCUCAAAUGAAAGUUAAUUGGAUCAACAUCUAGGUGCUUUAUUUUUUGCUUUACUGCACUUACAAAAGGAAAAAAGAUCAACAUGAGAAAUAGUUACCUUAAGUUUAUAUAUUUGUGCAGCAGUUUAUUUUUGUAGCCUAGAGUGGGAAUUUAACUAGCAAUUUAUAAUAGCAUUUACAGCUUUUAAAAAAUCUUUUAAAGAGAUUAAGUUUGAACUUAAAUGUUUAGGUUUGACUUUCAGACUUUAACAACACCCUUUAAAAUCACAAGUUAUAUAUUCUUUUAUUGGCAUUUAGCUACUCGCUUAUUAAAAGCACUGGUUAUUCUUUGACUUUCUUCAGAGUUAUUUAAAUUAGUCUGAGAGGAUGGGAUAUUCAUUUCAAGGAAAGAGUCAAGUUUGCCUUUGCGAUAAUAUGUUACACUAAGACAAAGAAAAUGUAGAUCUCAAAACCUGUGUUGUUCUAUUUUGCUUUCUUCUGCAUUUUAGAAGCCUGAACUCUUAAGCUCAAAUAGUGAAGGGAGAAAAAUAGAGGGGGAGUGGUAGAACCGAUCACAGUAUUUUAUUUAUUUUUCUAAAACCUGGAUUUUAAAACUUUUAAAUGUGAAUCCUUCCCAGAAGCUUCAAAUACACUGCUUAUAUAUUUAAUCAUGAGCAUAUUUUACAUAAAUAGAUCACAAAGUCAAACUUUCAGGAUAUAGGCGCUCUUACAGUCUAGUGUUUCAAUAAUGUACAAAUACCCAGGUUAUGUAUUAUUAAGAAUGAAUAAAAAGUCUACUUUAUGGUGGAUUUUAACCUGGGAAUGAAUUUGUUAGAUUUUUUUUUUUUUCCUGAGUGAAGGAAAAGAGAAAUAUGUUGCUAUUGUCAGCAUCUUAAAGGUGUUCCCCAUCAAGGCAAGGCUAAGAGCUUUGUAAUAGUAUUAAGCAAAUCUUGUUUUAAAUGGAUUACCUGUAAUGGCUCAUUGGAAUGAUAUGCAAGUAAUGCCAAAAGCCACAUCAAAGCCUAAUAACCAAAGCAUUCCAUAUUUAAAGUUUAUUAUAUCAAAUUUGGACCUAUUUGAACAUAUCAAUACUCUAAAAUAGAAAACUGUUUUAUGGUAGGGAUAGCUGUUUAAUAAAAUUAACCUUUUAUUUCUCAGUUUUGAAUGAUUUAAGUUAACUAUUAUGGGAAAACAUUUUCACACCGUGUUUUAAGGGAACACUAAUUUUGGGGGGUGGGGGCUGAGUUUAUCAAGAGGCCAUCCAUAGGAUUUUUUUGAGAGAAAAAUUAAUGUGUAUGUGUGGAUACCAACUUUGUAUAUUUUAUCUUAGCCAUUCUAAAAGGUUUUAAUGUGAGCUUAAAAUGUAAAUAAAGAGUUUUGUAAAUGUG